AUGACGUCUAACCUGUGGUUACCUGCCGUUUCACCUCUCUUCUUCUAUUCUCCUUCCCCAACUUACUUCUCCAGCUCAUCUUUCACGGCAUCAUGGACUACCCUUCUUGAUCCUUCCCUUCCAUCAGGGAACAACACCGCCGCUCAGACUUCUGGACCUGCUGGAGUCAUUUUACCUUCCAUAUAUGCCACAACUUUUACUCCUAUUUGGGAAGAGACCAAUGAUUAUGCCGUUCAAGUGGCUCAAGGUUCACAACCAGCUUAUCCGUGGGUGUCAGGGAAUACCACGGAUGUGAGUAGUUUUGGGGUACAGACAUACGAACUAGGAGUCCAGUGUGGAUCUGGGGAUUGUUCACAGUCACCAUUUACGUUUAGAGGAGCUUGGGUGGAGACUUAUUAUUCUCCCGCCGGAUCAGAACAACAAAAUGUGACGAUUGAUGAUGCCUCCAAUGCCAUUACCUAUGCUGGGUUCUCGAGUGCCAACACGCAAGCUAUGGUACCGGUCGGCUCACAGGAUCAUCAAGGGACAUUGAGUGAGACGACUACUUCAGGAGCGACAGCUAAUGUGACAUUUCAAGGUGCAUCAAUACUCAUCGUCGGAGCCGUCUCCCCCAAUUUGGGUACUUUCACCAUAACAGUAGACUCCGUUCUCACUGCCACCCUAUCCGCUUCUUCGAAUGUCCAAGCUCACUCAGUUCCUCUAUUCUUCACUUCCAACCUUGACACCACACAGAAACAUCUAGUCAGUAUUCAAUGUACAGGCGCAGGUUUGGUGAUUGAUUCUAUGACCAUAUGGGGACCCUCUGGCGGCGUAAGCUUUUAUGGACCGGAUGGAACGCCGAUUGGAGGCAGCACCGGAAGCAGCACAAGUACAUCUGCGACACUCACUAAUCCUUCAUCUUCUGCAUCAGCUUCUGGCGACACCUUACCUGGAGCCACAACGACCGCUACGCCUAAUGUCGGUGAGUUAUCUGAAUUGAGAAAUGUUAUAAACGGGUUGACGGGACAGGCGGGACUCUGGUGGUUAUUCAACAAAGCGGCGAAACUCGUACCUAAACCCAAAGGCAGAGAUCUCAAUGGAUGGGAUCGAGCAAACCUGCUUCCGGCCGUGACGGCCAAGCAUAAUGAGCAAGUCCAUGUCACCACCUUUGCCAAUCAGAGAUAUGUUUAUCGUCAGUAU
Molecule: messenger RNA, 1179 nt
Organism: Tremella mesenterica DSM 1558
Lineage: Eukaryota; Fungi; Basidiomycota; Tremellomycetes; Tremellales; Tremellaceae
Exons: 6
Source: RefSeq, a predicted model, not a curated record